Messenger RNA from Rhodamnia argentea, 1983 nucleotides. RefSeq lists its product as uncharacterized. The record is from RefSeq and is a predicted model, not a curated record. NCBI's taxonomy places the organism in Eukaryota, Viridiplantae, Streptophyta, Magnoliopsida, Myrtales, Myrtaceae. Bases 622 to 1944 code for a protein of 440 amino acids. The transcript is spliced from 7 exons.
CCGGAAACUCCACCCCCCCUCUCUCUAGAAAAUUUUUCCAAUUUUUCCUUUUUUUUAAUGAUCUGCACGUCUUGGCAUGAUUUCAUCAAUACCCAGAUUUAUUUAUUUGGCCACGCCCACAUGGGGCAAAGCUUUAAGAAACCCCACGACUUGGAUUUCCUUUUCUAUUCCUGUUUUUUUUUUUUUUUUCAUGUUCUUUGCUUUUGAGAAUUUAGUAAGUGAUCAGCUCUCGUGCCUGGAGGUCCGAGGUGUCAGACAUUAAAAACCGAGGAGGGGGAAUUGGAAUAGAAGCUGUGAGGAGUACCCUGAAGACAGAAGAAUUCCCCUCCUUCAUUUUUCUUGAGGCUUAUUUUAUCGCUCCCUCAGAUCCUCCAAGGCCUUGGAAAUGGUGAUGCAGAGGGAGAGAGAGGGAGAGAGGGAGUGAAUUGAAUCGAAGUUCCCUUAGAAGGGGUCACAAUGUGUUGGGUGAAUUUGGUGGGAGGCGUGCAAUCUCUCAGCAGAAACCAGUGCGGGCGCAAGAAGACAAGGCCGAUGUUGCUGCAUAAUACGGACGAACGCGACCGGGUGUAGCCGAAGAGAGAAACGACAGGCCUCCGCUGGGAAAUUUUCUCAAAGGCCGUCAUGGAUUGUAGCACGAGCAGCUGUUCUUGUAGUUGUUGUCGUUGGCGUUCCUUCUUCAAGAUCUCCUUCUCCUUCUCCUUCUCCUCGUCGCCAAUCAUUCCCAUUUUUGUGCUCUUCCUCCUUGUCCCUUCUCCCUUCUUUUGUCAUGCUCGUUCGUCCGAGACCGCCGCCUUCCGCGCCGCGAACCGGACUUUUCGGCCUGGGGAGGAGCUGCAGAAGCUGAAGAUGAUAAAGGCUCGUCUCCGGGACAUCAACAAGCCUCCCCUCAAAACAAUUCAGAGUCCUGAUGGAGAUAUAAUAGACUGUGUUCCGUCUCACCAACAGCCAGCCUUCGAUCAUCCUCUCUUAAAGGGACAGAAGCCAUUGGAUCCGCCGGAGAGGCCGAACGGGCAACACUCAACCGCAGCGGCCGCGGAGACGUUCCAACUAUGGAGCGUGUCGGGCGAAGCGUGCCCGGAAGGGACGGUGCCGAUUCGUCGGACGAGCAAAGAGGACAUGCUGAGGGCUUCUUCAGUUCAGAGGUUUGGUAAGAAAGUGAGAAGACAUGUCAGGAGAGACACCUCAAGCACUGGACAUGAGCAUGCGGUAGGGUAUGUGAGUGGAGAUCAAUACUAUGGAGCCAAAGCAAGCAUAAAUGUGUGGGCACCAAAAGUGGCUAAUCAAUAUGAAUUCAGCCUCUCACAAAUGUGGGUCAUCUCUGGCUCUUUUGGCGAUGACCUUAACACCAUUGAAGCUGGUUGGCAGGUUAGUCCAGAACUGUAUGGGGACAGCUAUCCGAGGUUCUUCACUUACUGGACUACUGAUGCCUACCAAGCAACAGGAUGUUACAACUUGCUGUGCUCAGGAUUUGUCCAGACCAACAAUAGGAUUGCCAUUGGGGCAGCCAUUUCUCCCACAUCCUCUUACAAUAGUGGUCAAUUUGACAUAAGCCUGCUGGUUUGGAAGGAUCCGAAGCACGGGAAUUGGUGGCUCGAGUUUGGGUCGGGCGUCCUGGUUGGGUACUGGCCGUCGGUACUGUUCACCCACCUCAGGGACCACGCGAGCAUGGUACAGUUUGGCGGGGAGAUCGUGAACUCGAGGCCAUCGGGCUUCCACACGGGCACCCAGAUGGGGAGCGGGCACUUUGCCGGCGAAGGGUUCGGGAAAGCCUCCUAUUUCCGCAAUUUGCAAGUGGUGGAUUGGGACAACAACCUCAUCCCUUUGCAAAACCUCCGGGUCCUGGCGGAUCAUCCGAGUUGCUACGACAUUCAAGGAGGGAUCAACAGAGUUUGGGGGAACUAUUUCUACUAUGGAGGGCCCGGAAGGAAUGUGAGGUGUCCCUAAAAAGUUGGGGUCGUAGGUAAAACCAGAAAAAGGUCAAAG